Molecule: messenger RNA, 456 nt
Organism: Porites lobata
Lineage: Eukaryota; Metazoa; Cnidaria; Anthozoa; Scleractinia; Poritidae
Source: the annotation of a GenBank genome assembly
AUGAGAAAUAUUUCCGCUCAAUGUUUGCCACGAAAUUUAAAAUCGUUACUUCUAGAUCAUUCGAUAGUUCCACUUGGUUGGUUUGAGGGAUUGCAAUGUGAGACGUUCUUCCCAAAUCUAUUGCAGUUGAUCCUAACAUAUUGCACCCGCGUUGAGAAUUCAGAUCUCCGUAGCAUAACAAAGCUGAAAAAACUUGAAAAUUUAAAUUUCAGUUACUGUUAUAGAGUUGGUGACGAAGGCAUUGAACACAUCGCCCGAAAUCUUAGUAAUCUGAAAGUGCUUAAUCUUUCAAAUUGUCCGAAAAUAACUGAUUUAGGAUUGCAUCAUACUGGACGACAUCUCAUUGGUCUAAAAAGGCUUAACCUGUUAUCAAGUUGGAGAAUAGCUGAUGCUGGUAUUCUUUCACUGGUUCACAGUCUCACUGAACUGGAAUAUUUGAAUCAUACAAGGAGGUGA